UGUAAACCGCAGUUUAAAUCGAUACGCUUCCCGCGGGGUCGCUGGCUUUGUUAAAAACCAAGGUGUUGACUGUGUUAUUGACCCGUGGUGUAGAGACAGGCGUUGUGAAAUUGGGGCAGACCAGUUUCAGAAGAAAACAAUAAUGAUCGCCUUUGCCGUUGUCCUAAUUGCCUCGGUUGCAAUAGCAACCUCUACUACGGUGGGGAAGCUAGCGGAGGUGAAUGCCGACUUCGGUUUUCGUAUGUACGACCAAAUCAAAUCCAGCCAAGGUGUGACUGACAUCUUCUUCUCGCCCAUCAGUAUUUCCACGGCCCUGGGGAUGCUGCGACUUGGCGCCAAAAGUUCCACCUUGGAUCAAAUAUCGACCUCGAUGAAGUUUAACACUUUGGGCAACAACCAAAACCAACUUUUUAAAGACUUGAAUGACAUGUUGUACAACACAAGCAACAACUACACAUUGAAGUCAGCCAAUAAAGUCUUUGCAGACCAAAGAUUCGCCGUCAGGGACACAUUCUUAAAUGGAACCAGGGAUUACUUCGGGGCGGAGUUAGAAAAGCUGGAUUUUCAGGGGAACCCAGCGGCAGCACGAACGCGUAUCAACCAGUGGGUUGAGGAGAAGACAGAAGAUAAAAUCGAAGACCUGAUGUCGCCGAGUAGCAUCACUCAACAAACUGUCAUGGUAUUGGCUAACGCCGUCUACUUCAAGGGACUGUGGACUCAGAAGUUUGAUCGCCAACUUACGUCCAAUGCAACCUUUAGAGAUGGACAAAAUGAGUUCACUGUGCCAAUGAUGACACUGGCCGACAAAAGAUUCAAUUACGCAGAAAGUUCCUCAUUGAACUGCCAAAUCUUGGAGCUACCCUACGCGGGAAGCGUCAGCAUGUUCAUCCUUCUUCCGACGAACACGAGUGGGCUUGACCAACUCGAGAAUCAGAUCAACGUAGUUAACUUGAACAGCUUGAUCGGGGAAAUGAUGUCCAAAAAGGUGAACAUUUUCAUCCCAAGGUUUGAGCUGAAGGACUUGAAGUUGAAUCUGGCGGACUAUCUGAAGGCGCUUGGGAUGACCCGUAUGUUCACUGACACGGCUGACUUGAGCGGUAUUGGUGGAAACCCUGGAGAUCUGUAUGUGUCGUCUGCCGUGCACAAAGCGUUCAUUAAAGUAGAUGAAGAAGGGACCGAGGCUGCGGCCGCCACCGGGAUAGGAAUAGGUCUUACUAGCGUGAACACCGACCCAAUUCCCGUCUUCAGAGCCGACCGCCCGUUCAUGUUUUUCAUUCGUGAAAACAGUUCUGGGACCAUAUUGUUCUUCGGGAGAUUGAAGAAGACCCCAGCAAGCACCUCAACUACGGCUCAACCAACUGUGGGAAGUGGGGCUGGGGCUUUCAUGAAUGACAAGAACCAAGCCCUUUUCUUCGUCACAGCCGCCGUUUACCUGCUUGCAAGUUAUUGGCCAUUCCAGAAAUAAAUACUACAUGUAUUUGACGCGCAGCAGUUUCGAAGCUUUUUUUAAAAAGAUUUUCAAAUCUUUAUAAGCUUUAAAUGUUGCUAACGGAACUCUUUGGAUCAACAAAACAUUUGCGUUAUAAAUAAUCUCUAUAAUAUGCCCUCAGACAAAAAUUUUAUUAUGUUAUAUGCAUGGAGUCU
Lingula anatina is the source of this 1644-nucleotide messenger RNA. Its product is annotated as leukocyte elastase inhibitor-like. Lineage: Eukaryota; Metazoa; Brachiopoda; Lingulata; Lingulida; Lingulidae. Gene Ontology annotation, molecular function: serine-type endopeptidase inhibitor activity. The record is from RefSeq and is a predicted model, not a curated record.